Messenger RNA from Brassica rapa (field mustard), 421 nucleotides. RefSeq names its product hydrophobic protein RCI2B. The record is from RefSeq and is a predicted model, not a curated record. Lineage: Eukaryota; Viridiplantae; Streptophyta; Magnoliopsida; Brassicales; Brassicaceae. Gene Ontology annotation, cellular component: membrane.
CUUCUUAAAGCUUAAGAAAAAUGGGAACAGCUACUUUCAUAGAUAUUCUUCUCGCUAUCCUCUUGCCUCCUCUUGGUGUCUUUCUUAGAUAUGGUUGCGAGGUUGAAUUUUGGAUAUGUUUGGUUUUGACGCUUUUUGGGUAUCUUCCUGGGAUCCUCUACGCUCUUUAUGUCCUCACCAAAUAAAUUACCAUCUAUCAUCUCUUCUUUUCAUUUCAUCUCCUUGAACAGCUGUUUCGUCGUGUUUUCACAUCUUUGUGUGACUAGGAUUCAUCGUUUCUUCAGUCAGGGUUUUAUCAUUGUUGUGUGUUGCAUAGUUUUUGUUGAUAUAUAUAAAGAAGAGAUCCUUUGUUUUGUGUGAAGAACUUGUUUAUUCAAGUUUUUCAAAUAUAUAAAUAGUUUUUUCUAUCGUUUUUUUGUAA